GGUUUGGCAGUCCGGUGAACGAAUUUCUCAGGGUGAUUAUCACGCAGGUUUUGAUACUGGUGGGCUUUUCCACGAACGAUAGUGGAAAUUGAAGGUGUCAAAAUAUCGAUACACGAUCGAGUGCCAAUCGGAAACCUGUUAAGCAAAACUAAUUUUGAACAGCCUAUAACGAUAUCGUACGACAGGGUGGCCUUCGGACUGACAAAAGGCAAAGACGUACGCAGUAGAAACAACUAGCGUUCUCGUGGUGUAUGUAACGAGGUUGUCGAAGUAACCGUCGCGCGGAGCUGUGCGAUUUCUUCUGUCGGAGUGUAACAUUAACGCAAGGUGUGGACGGUAUAGAAACGUUCUGGAAUUUCCUCGUAUCAACGAUUUGGGAGCGACGAGCCCAUUCGUGAGGGAUGUCUACCCCCGCAAGAAGGAGACUAAUGAGAGAUUUUAAGAGAUUACAAGAAGAUCCACCCACUGGAGUAUCAGGAGCACCCACAGACAAUAAUAUUAUGAUAUGGAAUGCUGUUAUAUUUGGGCCACAUGACACUCCAUUCGAAGAUGGUACCUUUAAACUCACAAUAGAAUUUACAGAAGAAUAUCCAAAUAAACCACCCACAGUCAGGUUUAUUAGUAAGAUGUUCCACCCUAAUGUAUAUGCUGAUGGAGGCAUAUGUUUGGACAUAUUACAGAAUCGUUGGAGUCCUACUUACGAUGUCUCUGCUAUUUUGACAUCCAUACAGUCCCUUUUGGAUGAACCAAACCCAAAUUCUCCAGCCAAUUCGUUAGCGGCACAAUUGUAUCAGGAAAAUAAACGGGAAUAUGAGAAGAGAGUAGCUACUGUUGUUGAACAGUCUUGGUUGAACUUUCAAGAAAGUCACACAGACGAUACCCGCUGACAUUAAGUAUAGUUCAUUCUAUAUUUUUUUUCAGUUUAUUUGAUAUUGUUUUCUACAUUGUUUUUAGCAGUUCAUGGCCUGAAGUGCUUUUUCCCUGUAUUUACAAAAACAAUAUAUUAAAUCCUCCACUGUUCUACAAAAUUUUCAUUUUAUGUUUAGUUUUAUAAAUUAACAAGAUGUUUUUUUUUCAAUAGAAUAUCUUUUAAAUACACGAAAAUGUAGAGCACUGGAGUGAUGUGGUCAUACAGAGCGUUGCGUGAUUUUUAUCCGUGAACACAAAUGAGACGCGUAUGAUUUUGCUCACUAUAAUUAGAUUUUAGGCGCCCAUACACAGCCAAAUUCAAAUAUUAAAAAUAUAUGCAUAUAAAUAUUGUUUUGUUAAUAUUGAUUUGCAUUGUAACUAACAGCUAUACUCGAAUAUAAGGAUCUUCAUAAAAAAGUAAUUAAAAAAUUGAUAAACUCAAGGUUUACUAAUUCAUCAUCAGGAAGUAAUAAGCAAGAACUUAGUCUGAUUUAAUGCAGAAAGUAAAUGUAUCAAUGUAUAAAUAACAUAGUACAUAGUUAAACUGGUAACCAAGUGGAAGAAUAUAAAUAUUGAUUAUUUGUAAUUUCCUAAUAAAGUUGAAAGAACAUUA
Megachile rotundata (alfalfa leafcutting bee) is the source of this 1522-nucleotide messenger RNA. RefSeq names its product ubiquitin conjugating enzyme 6 (gene Ubc6). The record is from RefSeq and is a predicted model, not a curated record. Lineage: Eukaryota; Metazoa; Arthropoda; Insecta; Hymenoptera; Megachilidae.